AUGGAAGCAGAUGUAGAUCGACAGUACUAUCCAUCAACAGCUCCUCCGCCCUAUCCAGGACCACCAGAAAAUCCCAACCAACCAUAUCCACCCAACAAUCCUGGAACAGGAUACUCAACAUACUCCCCAUAUCCUAAUAACCCUCCCGUAACAGUAGUCCAAGGAGCAGCUGUGCAAGUGGUUCCAGGUGUACGGCAUGUAGUGAUUGCAAAUACCAUGAGCCCUAAACCUGCUACGUACACCUGCCCAUCAUGUCACCAGCAAAUUAUCACCAGAGUUGAAUCUAAUCCCACCAUUAGGACUCAUCUUUUUGCCGCAUUGCUAUGUUUAAUCGGGUAA
Molecule: messenger RNA, 339 nt
Organism: Danaus chrysippus (African queen)
Lineage: Eukaryota; Metazoa; Arthropoda; Insecta; Lepidoptera; Nymphalidae
Source: the annotation of a GenBank genome assembly